This is a messenger RNA of Aspergillus homomorphus CBS 101889, 2922 nucleotides long. RefSeq names its product putative C6 transcription factor. Bases 1 to 2922 code for a protein of 973 amino acids. Gene Ontology annotation, biological process: DNA-templated transcription; regulation of DNA-templated transcription. Lineage: Eukaryota; Fungi; Ascomycota; Eurotiomycetes; Eurotiales; Aspergillaceae. Gene Ontology annotation, molecular function: DNA binding; DNA-binding transcription factor activity, RNA polymerase II-specific; zinc ion binding. The transcript has 2 exons. The record is from RefSeq and is a predicted model, not a curated record. Gene Ontology annotation, cellular component: nucleus.
AUGCGAUCUAGUAUUGCCUGUGCCCGCUGUCGGCGGAGCAAGAUAAAAUGUGUGAACGCUGGCAUUGACACAACCUGCCGCGCGUGUGAGUCUUCUGGUCGAGAAUGUGUAUAUCCCGCCCCCGCAAUCGGUAUGGGCGGUGGUGCCGCGAAACGGGACCUCGCCGCCCUGGCGGAGGGCGAAGAGCGCAACGGGGAUUGGGACAGCCCCAAGCGACAACGCUCGCGCAAGACGGUUGGUCUCUCCUCGUCCGCUGCUAAAGAUGCGUCUAAGCUCGGCGCGGACGUCCUCGAUGCAAACAUCUUGACCAACAAAGUGUGGGAUGCCGUCUUCGACCUGUUCCAAUCCCACUUCGCCACCAUGUUGCCGUUCGUACAUCCCGCCUCCUUCAUCGGGCAAGCGCGUCAGCUUUCCACCAAUAUGUCCCAUCCCCCACCCGCGAACAAUUCCGAGGCGACACACGAUUCCGCCCAAAGUCCUCCCGCAGCCAAGGCAGACCUCAAUCCGCUCAUCCCCCUCGGGGUUCUUGCUCUCACGGCCCGCUUCCAUCCUCAACUUGUCGCCUACCACUCCCCAUCGUCACCGGGGAAUCCUUCCAACCCCCUCGUCGCCUCCGAAUACUAUGCGACAGCGUUACGCAGCCGGCUGGCCGGUGUCGACGGCGCUAGUCUGGCUGUGCCCGACCUGACGCGCGUACAGGCUUUGCUGAUGCUGGCUUUGCAUGAGUGGGGAAUGUGUCGUGGUCGGAGUGCUUGGUUAUACGUGGGGAUGGCUAUUCGGCUCUCUCAGGCAAUGGGUCUGCCGUUCGAGCUGGAGAAUGAGAUGCCGUUUCGUGAAGGGCCCCGGUCACCCGUCCUCAAAACGGAAGCCGAUCUGUUCGGGCUCUCGAGACGUCCUCCCGAACAACGGGAGCAAACAUCCGACGAUAUCAUCGCUCAAGAGACGAAGCGUCGCACUUUCUGGGCUUGCUUCAUUCUCGACCGAUGUCUGAGCAGCGGAAAGUACCGACCGCGCAUGAUUCGAGUGAAGGAGCUGGCCAUCCAGCUUCCCAGUGACAAUGCAUUUGCCUUCGGAGAGCGUGUACGGACGUCACGCUUAAGUGAGCCCGCUGUACGUCGUCCUACAAGCUUUGGUGCUCAGGGGGUCCAGAUCCCGAGCAUUCGGCAAAGCUUAGGCGGCCUGGGAGACGACCGCAUGCCCAGCGCAGGCCCGGGGGAUACCAAAGCCUGGUCACCCAUCUCCCGCCGAAAGGACUCCAGUGAGGAUGAGAUCGAUCGUUGGGAGAUCGGUGCCGAAGAGUCCGUCCACAGUCGGAUUAUCCGUAUAAUCCGCAUCUGGGGCAGUAUCGCCAAAUGGUCGUGUGCUGGCGGAAGAAGAACCGAACAAUGGCCCCCGUGGCAUCCUGAAUCACGCUUUGCAAAGCUGCGAGCGAUGCUGAGCGAGUUCCAGGACGGACUGUCCCGCAACCUGCAAUACUCCCCCCGCAACACUGACACCCACAUCAUGUACAAAAACAACACCCUUGCUCCUUACACUGUCAUGCACGUGGUUCACUUCCUGUCGGUGAUUGUUCUACACCGUGCCUAUAUCCCUUUUCUUCCCGUACGAUGCACCGAGCCGGUCGGGCCACUAGACGAGCCGCUCUUUCCAAUGGAAAAAGCAGGUCUUGCCGAGGGAUUUUGGCGUGAAAGUGCUCGGGUGCUGUUCAAUGCUGCUCGGCAAAUGAUGGACUUGGUUGUGACUUGUCAGGACCGAGGAGUGCUGGUAGAAAAUCCUCUCGUGGGGUUUGCCGUGUAUAACGCGGUUUUCAUCGGCAUCUACGCUGUUCAUUUCCCACACAUGGAUCCGGAUGGAGUGUUGGGCCCCAAGAAUGCCGGUGAUCGCAACCUGCAGGGCCAAGCUCAAGCCCGCAAAGCACUUGACGUUCUGCGGGAGAUGCGACCUCGACUCAAGAUGGCGCGUGGCUGGUUCCGCACCUUGAAUCGGCUGCACAGUUAUUUCUCCAAAGUCAAACGCGAUUUUCGCCGACAUUCGCGCAAAUCGGACCCCACUGACCAAUCCGACUCUCACGUCAAUGGAGUCCGUCCGAUCCGCGAGGGCGGGCCGGGAGGCGGGCUCGAGGAAUUCAAGCUUCUGGAGAAGCUGUUCCUCGAUUUUGGUAUCAUCGAGGACCAGCUGCCCGAACCUGGCGCGGAUGAGGACGGCUUUGCUGCUGCGAGUGAACGGGCGACGAUCCUAAGCGACGCAGGCAGUAAUGCCGUCCGCAGCGAGACGGGAGAUCUCGGAGAGCCUCCUUUGGAUGGCGCCGGAGGAAGACGUGAGUCUUGGGUCCCCAUCAACAGCCCGGGGAUGCCGCUGCCCGGACCCGACGGCGAACGGCGGCCCAGUCUUCCACUACCCCCCAACCGCACCUUGCAGUCGCAGUCACCUUUUUCUCUACCAUCGCUGCAACACCACCCGGAUGGCCCGUUGUACAACUCGUCGUCCCCCAACCUUCCCUCGCUAGGACCGCCUGGACCAUAUGGGGUUCCUCCUUCCACGUCAACUCCGACAUCAUCGCAGUACAACGGCCCCGGAGCUGCUUCCAACCGGUUGCAGCCAUUGAACUCGUGGCUUAACCGCACACAACCACCCCCUCCCUAUACCCAAUCACUACCCCCAAUCAACGCGGCAGCCCCGUCACACGCCUUGCCGUUGUUGCCUCCUCCUGGCUCCGUGGGUCAUCCUGGCGCAUCCCCGCCCGUGACAGUGGAUGGACUGGAUGUCGUCAACACGAACAGCUUGUGGUCCACCAGCCUGGGCGGGGAUGAUGUGCUCGCGUUCCUGGAGGGGUGUGAGUACGACCAGCUCCCGGCCACUGUUGCUCCGGAGAGUUCCCCAACCGGUUGGCUCACCACUGUGUGGACCGAGUUCGUCCGCUGA